GGCGGGCGCGGUUUAAAGGCGGCGACGGGGCGGGGGACGGCGGUGGCGGCGGCGCGGAGAGGCGAGGAGCGGAGGGAAGGAUGUUGAAGAGCUGCGGGAGGAAGCUGCUCCUGUCCCUCGUGGGCUCCAUGUUCACCUGCCUCCUGGUGCUCAUGGUGGAGCCGCCGGGGAGGCCGGGGCUGGCCCGGGGGGAGGCCGGCGGGGCGCAGCGGGCGCUGCAGAGCCUGGGGGCGGCGGCGGCCGUGGCCCCCCCGGCUGCGCAGGGGCCGCCCGGGCUCCGCAGCUUCGCCGAUUAUUUUGGGAGGCUGAGCCGAGCGCGGCGGGAGCUGCCCCCGGCCCCGCCGAGCCCCCCGCGCCCGCCGGCCGAGGACAUCUCCCCCCGCGAUGUCUUCAUCGCCGUCAAAACCACCAAGAAGUUUCACAAGGCGCGGCUAGAGCUGCUGCUCGACACCUGGAUCUCCCGCAACCGCGACAUGACCUUCAUCUUCACUGACGGGGAGGAUGAGGAGCUGAAGAAGCAAGCACGAAAUGUCAUCAACACCAACUGCUCGGCUGCCCACAGCCGCCAGGCCCUGUCCUGCAAGAUGGCCGUGGAGUACGACAAGUUCAUCGAGUCUGGCAGAAAAUGGUUCUGCCACGUGGACGAUGACAACUACGUGAACGUGCGGAUGCUGGUGAAGCUGCUCUCCAGCUACCCCCACACACAGGACAUCUACAUCGGGAAACCCAGCCUGGACCGGCCCAUCCAGGCUACAGAGAGGAUCAGUGAGAACAAGAUGCAUCCUGUGCAUUUCUGGUUUGCCACGGGUGGAGCAGGGUUCUGUAUCAGCCGGGGGCUGGCACUGAAGAUGAGCCCUUGGGCCAGUGGGGGUCACUUCAUGAGCACUGCAGAGAAGAUCCGCCUGCCCGACGACUGCACCAUCGGCUACAUCAUCGAGUCCGUGCUGGGCGUGAAGCUCAUCCGGAGCAACCUCUUCCACUCCCACCUGGAGAACCUCCACCAGGUGCCCAAGUCGGAGAUCCACAAACAGGUGACACUGAGCUACGGCAUGUUCGAAAACAAGCGCAACUCCAUCCACAUGAAGGGCGCCUUCUCCGUCGAGGAGGACCCAUCCAGGUUCCGCUCCGUGCACUGCCUGCUGUACCCCGACACGCCGUGGUGCCCCACCAACAUGGUUUACUAGGAGGUGCACGUGCCCUCCAACCUCGUCCCGAGUUUCCCCGGUAUCCGACGGGCGUGCGGGACCUGCGUGCGGGUGUGUCGGUCCGGCCUCGCCGCCGGACGGACGGACGGACGUCGUUGCUGUGGUAUUGCACAGUGUGUGUGUACUGAAGGCUGCUGUGCGGCCCCCUGAGCCCUGCCCUGCCUGCUCCGGCCGGGAUGGGGGAGAGGGACGGGAACUGAGCACUUAAACCACUGGGCACCCCGCGGCUGGCGGGCCCCACGCCAUGCGUGGGGAGCGGCCGCAGCGCGGGGCCCUGCCCCACCCCGGCCUUGCUUCUCCUUCUUUUUUUUUUUUUUUUUCUUUCAAAUGUUAAGUUUUUUUGGUGUGUUCUUCCCCUCUUUGCAUCUACCCCCCCAGUCUGCUCCCAUAACCCCUCACCCAGCCCAUCCUCUCUCCCAGUCCCAAAAUCUCAGCAGCGAAGCUCUGGCUCCCAGUUCGGAUGAGGGGUCCCUGUGGGUUCUGCUCUCUGGCUUGGCAGGCAGGCAGAGGUGGGCAGGGGAAGCCUGUGGCCAUGGUAAUGGUUCCUCCAGGGUCCUGCAAAGCUGCUGGGUGCUCAGCAGCCUCACUGGAGGGAGACAGUGGGGACAGAGCUGGUGCUGGUGUUGACUCCAUUUCCCAGAGCUCCCCCCCACACGGGUGAAGCGUUGAGGGCAGCAUGGGUGGGUGAACUAUUUAUGGACUGGUGUAAAGACUUUCUAUAAAUACAGGGGUGGGAGGAGGGCUUUUCCCGAGCUGCCACAGUGGAGUGGGCACCAUGUUUGUCCAGGGUCUCCCUCCAGUGCUGCUCAGGCAGCCCUGCAGCUCUGCAAAGGGACACCUCGAGGUGCCUGGGGGCUGUGUGGCUGUCCCCUGUGGGCAGAGCAUCCUCCAGCCCUGCCUUGGCUGUUGGUGCUGCCCAGCUGGGCACCUGCACAGGCAGGGGUUUAUCCAGGGAAGGAGAGGGACCCUACAUCCUCCGAGAGCUGCCCUGCCUGCCAACACCAGCCCUCUCUCUGCCCCUGGGCUGAGCCAGAGCUGAACAUUUCCAACUUGAAGCUGAGUGAAAAUAGCCCAUAAUGGGUGUGUUGUAAAUAUGUUAUUGAGCCAGUAUUUUUUUUACUGUGCCUUUUUUUUUAAGAGAAAAAAAAAAACACAUUGAGAAAUAUGUAGAUUUUAAGAUGCUUUUUAUACAUUUUCUGUGGAUCAGAAAAAGAAAAAUCCCCGACCUUUGAUAAUCUGUUUAAGAAAGAAAAAAAAAAAUUGCGAUGUCUUGUAACUAUCACUUACCUUAAUUUAUAUGUUCCAGUAUCUGGAAUGUCACUCUGUGCUUUUUGUAACUAGGAUGUGUUUAAAGCAAUAGAUGUGGGAAGGGGAACCAGCAUGGACAGUGUGUUCUCAGGGACCUGAACCCGAUCGCUGCCACGGGGUUCCCGUGGGAGCGGUCACCAAUAAAGCGGCUUUUUUGCUGACCACAGUCA
Messenger RNA from Catharus ustulatus (Swainson's thrush), 2683 nucleotides. RefSeq names its product LFNG O-fucosylpeptide 3-beta-N-acetylglucosaminyltransferase (gene LFNG). The transcript has 8 exons. The coding region runs from base 81 to 1184 and encodes 367 amino acids. The record is from RefSeq and is a predicted model, not a curated record. Gene Ontology annotation, biological process: pattern specification process; regulation of Notch signaling pathway. Gene Ontology annotation, cellular component: Golgi membrane. NCBI's taxonomy places the organism in Eukaryota, Metazoa, Chordata, Aves, Passeriformes, Turdidae. Gene Ontology annotation, molecular function: O-fucosylpeptide 3-beta-N-acetylglucosaminyltransferase activity.